Aedes aegypti (yellow fever mosquito) is the source of this 541-nucleotide messenger RNA. It is a transcript of the gene ATPsynE, whose product is annotated as ATP synthase subunit e, mitochondrial. The coding region runs from base 127 to 375 and encodes 82 amino acids. The transcript is spliced from 3 exons. The record is from RefSeq and is a predicted model, not a curated record. Gene Ontology annotation, molecular function: proton transmembrane transporter activity. Gene Ontology annotation, biological process: proton motive force-driven ATP synthesis. Lineage: Eukaryota; Metazoa; Arthropoda; Insecta; Diptera; Culicidae.
UACUUCUCCCGCCUGUCUGUCAGAUUCGACACGACAUUUGCCGUCUUCUCGCAAAGUGUGGAAAUUUUAGGAGGAAAAGUUUCUUUCAAUUUUCCGUAUUCAAAACCUUAAAUUUACCCCCAAAAAAUGGCAGAUCUCGGUGCUCCAGUUCGUGUUUCCCCGCUGAUCAAGUUCGGUCGUUGGUCGUUCCUGGCCAUCGGUGUGGCGUACGGAGCCUACCAUCAGCAGCGUCUGGCCAAGCGUGAAGUCGGUAUUCGUGAGGUCGAAGCACAGCAGAAAGUCAUCCGUGACGCGAAGUUGGCCGAGGAAAAGAAACGCCAGCAAGCAGAGGAAGCCAAGGCCAUCGCAGAGCUGUCCAACCCGGCCAAGAAGUAGGAAUCUGCGAGAAUUUAUUGUUAGUCCCUUAUUUUUUAAAACUCGUAUCGAAGAACGAAUUCAAACAAAUUGUAAUCUAAUUUUCAAGCCUUCCAAUGGAGGGAGAAACCAACAAACGAAACUGUGAAAAUAAAGGAUACUAAUAAAUUCCUAGCGGAAAGUUGCA